ACAAUGUGUUAGUCGGGCUUUAAACAUUGUGUACUGGUAUGUGUACCGUUCGUCAUAAUCAUAAAGGUGAUCUUCAUCCGAUCCUAGCUUUGAGCGAAUCAAGUUAGCUAUCUAUGUAGUAUUUAAUUGAUGCGAUUAUUUUCAUAUUGUUAUCUAUGUAGGCUACGUUUGCUUUUACUAAUAGAGAGGUACAUUGUACAUUAAAUAGGCGGUGUAUUAUUAUUAUUUUUUUGGUGUUCAUGAAUGAUGUAUUAUAAAAAUAUCUGCACGUUCACAUUUUACAUUUAUCUACCUAUGUAGGUACCUACUCUAAAUCUUCGAAUUCAAUUUUUUUGAUUGCAUAAUGAUAACAGAAGGGUAACAAAUAAUUAAAAUAUUUUGGAGUGAAAUUAUCAUUGAUGUGACACGUAUUGUACUUUCAGUUCGCGAGUGAAAAAGUGUAUGCUAAUUGACUUUCUGUUACCCUGUUACCCUAAAAUGAUGAGAUUUGCACUUUUUUUGGUACUUUAUUCUUCACUUUUUCUAAUACAUCCCAGUAUUGGAUUCAAAAUAUUAGGAAUAUUUCCACUACCUGGACAAAGUCAUAUCACCUACAAUAAUGCCAUCAUGAAAAGCUUGAUGGAUUCUGGUCACGAAGUUACCAUCUUCACGCCCUUUCCUGAGCAAGCUUCCACAGAAAAUUACUCUUCAAUCAUCGAUGUUUCUGAAAAGAAUCUUUCUUACGUUGGGCAAGCAACAUUCGACGAAUUUAUCACGCAAAAUCCUUUCAAAGUUUUUGAAGAAGAAAUUGAAACUGAGUUACUCUUAUGCUCUAAAGUUAUCAACUCGCCAGAAAUGCAAAAAAUACUGAACAGCGAUGAAAAAUUAUACGAUGUGGUAUUCGUUGAAACACUGUUCAUCUAUCAAUGCUAUUUACCGGUAGCCGAAAAAAUGAAGAUACCUUUCAUCGGAACUCUGAGCCUGAGAAGCUGGGUUUGGGCGGAUCAUGCAAUACAUAAUCCCAACCAUCCAGCUUACAUCUCUUUCGAAGCAGUCACACAAAAAUGGAAACUGGAGCAUAUUUUUGGGCGAAUUAUCAAUGUAUUUAAUCACAUCGUCCUAUUGUGGUAUAGGAAUUUCGUUGGACCUAAAUUAUUGAAGCAAUUUCACAACGAUCACAUCGAUCAACUCAAGUCUCUUGGGAAAUAUUUGAAUAUGGAACCAGAGUUGAUUUUUUAUAACAAUCACGCUUCUUUGUUACCCAGACCAAUGAAUCCUAAUGCAAUUGAAAUCGGAGGAAUACACAUGAAAGAAGCCGACCCUUUGCCAGAGAAUAUAAAAAAAUUCAUCGAUGAGGCAGAACAUGGUGUUAUUUUAUUCACACUCGGAUCAGUUGUUCGAGCCGCAACUUUGACCCUUGAAAUUCAGGAAGCGUUUAGAAAUGCUUUUGCCGAAAUACCGCAAAGGGUUAUUUGGAAAUUCGAAGAAAAAAUGGAAAAUUUAUCUACCAACGUGAUGUUACUCGAAUGGUUACCUCAGCGAGAUAUCCUAGAACAUGAAAAGGUAAAAGCCUUCAUCAGUCAUUGUGGAUUGGGAAGUACAAAUGAAGCAGUGUAUACAGCGACGCCUGUGGUUGCUUUCCCCUUAUUCUCGGACCAAAUCGACAAUGCAGAGUCAUUAGAGGAUUUGGGUGCAGCAGUUCAUUUAGAUAUUUAUGAUAUUACCAAAGAAAAUGUACUCAAUGCGUUGAAUGCAAUUAUUAAUGAUACCAGAUAUUAUAAUAAUAUACAAAAGCUCUCAAAAACAUUCAAAGAUCGACCAAUGUCACCACAGCAAAGUGUUGUUUAUUGGACCGAAUACGUUAUUAGACAUCAAGGGGCAUCUCACUUGAGAAGUCCAGCAUCUCAGUUGUAUUGGUAUCAAUUUCUGAUGCUCGAUGUUAUAUUUGUUGUAGCAGCAGUUCUAGUGAUUUUUAUAUAUUCACUCAGUCGUAUUUUUAGAAUUUUAUCGUGUUGUUUUUUGCAUUUCAAUUUUUUCAAUAAUGUGCUUGAUAAACCAAAAAAUAAAAAAAUACAUUAUGUGUAUUACACGUUAGCUUUUCUAAUACACACUAACGAUGGAGCUAAAAUUUUGGGAAUAUUCCCUAUGCCAGUUAAAAGCCAUUUCACCUGUAAUAACGCUAUAAUGAAAAGUCUAAUCGAAGCUAACCACGAAGUCACAGUAAUUACUUCAUUUCCCGAGCAAGCCUCCGCUGAAAAUUACUCUUCAAUUAUCGAUGUUUCCCGGAAGGAUCGAGUUCUAAUUAGUCAAACAAAAAUUGAUGAAUAUAAAACCCAGAAUGCGUUUAGAUUUUUAAAUAUUACUUCUGAUAUCGAACAGCCUUUUUGUUUCGAAGUAUUGAAAUUGCCAGAAAUACAGAGAAUAUUAAAAUCGAAUGAAAAACUAUACGAUGUGGUGUUCGUCGAAGUAUUACUAUUCUACAAAUGCUUUCUGCACGUUGCUGAAAAAAUGAACGUACCCGUUAUCGGAACUGUUACCUUGAGAACUUGGAUCCUCGCUGAUAUUGAAAUUAAUAAUCCUUAUCAUCCUGCUUACCUAUCUUUCGAGCCUUUGACACAAAAAUGGCAUCUGGAUCAUAUUCUCGGACGAAUAGUUAAUUUGUGGAGUUAUAUUGUGAUGACCUGGUACAAGAUUUUCAUUUCGCCGAAAUUGAUUAGACAGUUUCACGACGAAAAUUCUCAUUUACUCAAUUCUCUGGAGAGAUACAUGGAUAUCGAGCCGGAUAUAAUUUUUUAUAACAAUCACGCGUCGUUAUUACCCAGACCAAUGAAUCCGAAUGCGAUUGAUGUUGGAGGGAUACAUACAAAUAAUGCUAAACCUUUGCCUCUGGAAAUUCAAAAAUUUAUCGACGAAGCCGAUCAUGGAGUGAUUUUAUUCACAUUUGGUUCCAUAGUUCGAGCAGCCUCGAUGACUUCUGAAAUGAAAAAUGUUUUCAAGAAUGCCUUCGCAGAAAUACCACAAAGAGUGAUUUGGAAAUUCGAAGAGAGAAUGGAAAAUGUGCCCAGCAACGUAUUGCUGCUUGACUGGUUGCCUCAGCGAGACAUUCUAGAACACCAAAAUGUGAUUGCUUUUAUUAGCCAUUGUGGCUUGGGAGGUACAAACGAAGCAGUCUACACAGCUACUCCUGUGCUUGCUUGUCCCUUAUUUGCCGAUCAACUGGCCAAUGCCAAAUUGUUAGAAGAUCAUGGUGCUGCUGUUCAUUUAGACUUUGACGCCAUUACCAAGGAAAAUAUUUUGAAUGCAUUAAAUGCAGUUAUCAAUAACACAAGUUAUCGUGAUAAUAUGCGAAAGCUAUCGAACAAGUUUAAAGACCGACCAAUGACACCGCAGCAAAGUGUAGUUUAUUGGACCGAAUAUGUAAUCAGGCAUCAGGGUGCAUCUCAUCUUCGAAGUCCGGCAUCUCGGUUGUCUUGGUUACAAUUUUUCAUGCUCGAUGUCAUAUGUAUUGUUACAACUGUUCUAGUCAUUUUUGUACUUUUAUUUUAUUUUAUCAUCAGAAUUUUCUUAUCUCAUUUUGUGCAGAUUAGAUGUUUAAAUAAAUUUAGAAAACCGAAAAAUAAAAAACUUUGAAAAAAU
Molecule: messenger RNA, 3615 nt
Organism: Planococcus citri (citrus mealybug)
Lineage: Eukaryota; Metazoa; Arthropoda; Insecta; Hemiptera; Pseudococcidae
Exons: 12
Coding region: 442-3609 (1055 amino acids)
Molecular function (GO): UDP-glycosyltransferase activity
Source: RefSeq, a predicted model, not a curated record